Salvelinus sp. IW2-2015 is the source of this 3182-nucleotide messenger RNA. Its product is annotated as alpha-taxilin. Lineage: Eukaryota; Metazoa; Chordata; Actinopteri; Salmoniformes; Salmonidae. The record is from RefSeq and is a predicted model, not a curated record. Gene Ontology annotation, molecular function: syntaxin binding.
UGAACAUGGCUGAGGAGAAAACUGUGCAGGAGCGUGAGUUUGAAGGCCUCCAGGGGAAGGUAGGGAGGCUGGAGAAGCUUUGUCGGGCGUUACAGAACGAACGCAACGAACUCAGCAAGAAGGUCCAGGGCCUGAGCGCCGGCCCCGAGGACGACACCAACYCAGGAGAUGAAUCCACCUCCCUCCCCCCCAUAGACUCCCAGGUGCCCAGCCUAGACCCCGACACCACCACCCCUAGUUCCCCCACACCCUGCUGCCACUUCAGCCCAGAGUUGGACACUGAGAACCAGGCCUGUGCAGAGGAAUGAAACCUCUCGCCUGGGCAACAACGCUCACACUCUCCUCUUCACCAACCAACUACCAGCCUGCAAGCCAAGCCACUACUAACGUAGGCGUUAAGAGUGUGGUUCUGUGUAAUUCCCUCAAGAAUAAGAUGAAGUUGUCCCCUAACCACAGAUCUAGGAUCAGCUUCUAUUUGGUCCAGCCUAACUUAAAAGUCAAUAGGGCGGUGCAAGAAAAUCUGAUCCUGGAUCUGCAGUCAGGUAGCAGCUUCUACUAACUCUGGUUCUCCCCUGGAGAGUUGAAGGUGAGGUCAGUCAGGGAAGAUUGUGCCGCCUUGAAGGUUCUUCUCCUGCGUUUUGGUUUUGGUCUUUUGUCCGUUCCUUUGAGAACUCCUGUACACAAUGUUCAUGUAAAUCACAAGCUAAAGAAAAUACUGCGCCCCAAAUGGCACCCUAUUCCCUACAUAGUGCCCUAUAUUUCACCAGAACCAUAUGGGAAUGGGAUGCGUUGGCACCCUAUUCCCUAAAUAGUGCCCUAUAUUUCACCAGAACCAUAUGGGAAUAGGCUGCGUCACAAUUGGCACCCGAUUCCCUACAUAGUGCCCUAUAUUUCACCAGAACCAUAUGGGAAUAGGAUGCGUCACAAUUGGCACCCUAUUCCCUACAUAGUGCCCUAUAUUUCACCAGAACCAUAUGGGAAUAGGUUGCGUCACAAUUGGCACCCUAUAUAGUGCCCUAUAUUUCACCAGAACCAUAUGGGAAUAGGCUGCGCCACAAUUGGCACCCUAUAUAGUGCCCUAUAUUUCACCAGAACCCUAGAUGUUGGACCAGAAGAGUAUUUAGUAGGUGUGUGCGUGUCUCCAUCUGUCUUUCUUUUAUGUGUUAGUGUCUGUCAUAUAGAGAGACAGUGAAGCUGCAGAUGUCUGGCCACAGUUAGACUUCAACCCAGAGCAUGUAGGGAUCACCUUUUCAGUUCAGAGAUCAGUGUGUAUAUCUCUAGGUUGGGGAUGUCACUUUCUUUCAWUUUGUUGUARAUAUCRUUGUUUAUCCCAGAACCAGAGRUCCAGAGURUUAAUGGAUUCAUUCUGUUGUAGAUAUYGUUGUUUAUCCCAGAACCAGAGAUCCGGAGUGUUAAUGGAUUCAUUCUGUUGUAGAUAUCGUUGUUUAUCCCAGAACCAGAGGUCCAGAGCGUUAGUGGAUUAUGUACGUAUUCUUUAGGAAUCUUGCACAAUCGGUGGAUCCACACAAAGUACUCUCAAACCAGGGGUGUGUAAUCUCUAGGAACCAACAGGGAAGGGACUAAACUGAACUUGUUUCAAUAAGAAACGUAUUUUCUGUUGCAAAAUGUUUCACUACGGUGUGCACUACUGAAUACACCCCAAGAAUAGCCUUGUGUUUUGGUUUGUUUCUUUAUAUCAUGUUACACAGCAGAGUUUGUAGACUGUUUUUCAUAUGUUAUUUUAACACCUCAUUCCCACAAUAUGCAUGUAUCCAUUCCACUAUAUAUAUUUUCAAAUGUCAUUUUACAACAUUUGAUCCGAUGGAAUGUUUUUUCAUGCUGCCUUUCCUUGCUAUCAUGACCAUGUAUAUGUUUAAGAUGUAAGAUUCCAUAACCACUGAAACAGAUAAUGAAAUGUACUGACCAAGGUGGCUACCAAUCAUUUCAUUCCUGUGUGUGGGUGAGUAAACGUAUCCUAGCAAGAUUGUUGAAUCACAACUCGGAUAGUUCGAUUUGUUAAUCAGGUGCAGUAAUACUGAUAUUGUAACUGAUAUUUCUAUGCAACCCCAGCCUCGCUAUUUAAUUUUGUGGCAGUUUGAUUUGACAAGAACUUAAUAACUGAGAAUGUAUUAUCCACUCCAGUCCUCACAUACUGUCCUGGGGUGUAUUCACUAAUAACCAAACGUUAGGAUUAGGAAACAGAAUGUAACCGGGAGGGAACUACCUGAAUUCAUCCAAUAGAAACUUGUUUUCGGUUGUAAAAGGGUUUGUGAAGGUGUACACGAAUGAAUACACCCCCAGACGUAAACACUCAGUUGACCUGAACCACAGAUCUAGGAUCAGAUUACUCUAGCCCAUUCCUAACCACAGAUCUAGGAUCAGAUUACUCUAGCCCAUUCCUAACCACAGAUCUAGGAUCAGAUUACUUUAGCCAAUUCCCUAACCCACAGAUCUAGGAUUAGAUUUACUCUUGUCCCAUUCCUAACCACAGAUCUAGGAUCAGAUUACUCUAGUCCAUUCCUAACCACAGAUCUAGGAUCAGAUUACUCUAGUCCAUUCCUAACCACAGAUCUAGGAUCAGAUUACUCUAGUCCAUUCCUAACCCUGACCAUUGGGAAGGUGAAACAACUGACMCUGUAUCAGUGGUUAGUGGCAGUGUCUACCUUCUCCUAUAUAAACCGUGUAGUGUUCAAGUUGACAUGGUUAUGACUCUGGUGCCAGUCAGUGUGUUACCCAUACUGUUUUAAAAAAGGAAGACAUAUUUUCUGUUCUGUACACUUGUUGAACGGGAAGUUUAUUUUCACUAUCAAGAGUUAUGUCAGAGGAAGAAUAGGUACGAUUAUUUCAAUGAAAGUCUGCAUAAAUUGUCUUUCUGUCGUGUACACUUGCUGUGUCUCCCAAGUUUCAGAUUGUAGCAUUGGUCCGGGUCAGGGUCCGGGGGCUGCAGUUUGAGGAAUGCAAUAUUCGUCUUCUAUCUUAUUUCUUUCAUAAUCACACAGUUUAAUCACAAGACAACACUUAUUUCCUUUGUCUCCUAAGACUGACUCACUGUAUCUUGAUCCUCGCUGGUUUUUAGAGAUUCAGCCAUGUUGAUCAAUAGUUGUGUUUCUAUUUUCCUAUACUUUUGUCUUAUCCUGUGUACUUAAUUACUUGCUCAUUAAAAUAUGUAUCUGUUAUGUGAA